UUACUCUCUACAAACAACAACAACAACAACAACAAAACACACUUACACUCUCUUUCUCUCUCCUCUCUUUGUCUUCCCUCCUUCUCUUCUGGAAAAAUAAACCUUUCUUAUUUCUCUCUCUUUCUCUUUCUCUCUCUUCUUCUCUAUUUUCUUUGCCCUUUUUCGUCAUUUAAUCAAACGGCCAUUAUUUCUCCACGUCUGCAUCGUCUUCCUCCUUUUCUACCUAUAUAUAUAUAAUUGCUUCUAUCUCUAUCUUUUACUCUUUCUCUCUCCUCGUUUUUGUUGUUUUCUAGGGUUUUCGUUUGUGCGCGAAGAAUUCGACGAUUUCUACACUUCUUCUUCCGUGGUUGUUGCUGCUCACUCUUUUUUUUUUUCUCUCUCCUCUUCAAUUGUUCGUUGCUCUCCCGCCAAUCUCGAAAUUAGGGUUUUGAUUGGAGGUUUGAUUUGAUCAGUUGAGGUUUGUUAUUGAGUGAAGUAGGGGGAUACGAAAUUGAGAAUUUGAGUGUUUGAGCUGAAGUUGGGGGAGGAGGGUAGUUGUUGUUGUUGAUGGUUGAUAUGUGUGAUGGCUAUUGAAAAGAACAACGUUAAGCCGGUGUCGCGGUUGGAUUCUGAGUUCUCUGUGGGGAGUAGGAGUAGAGAGAGUAUGUCGAGUGAUGAUGACGAGUUUCGUAGGAGGAACUCUGUGGAUUCUGAGGAUGAUGAUGAAUUCGAUGAUGCUGAUUCUGGGGCGGGAUCGGAUGACUUUGAUUUGUUGGAAUUAGGGGAAACAGGGUCUGAGUUUUGCCAAGUUGGAGAUCAGACUUGUUGCAUCCCUUUUGAGCUUUAUGAUCUUCCUGAUUUACAUGGAAUUUUGUCGUUGGAUGUUUGGAAUGAUUGCUUGACCGAGGAAGAGAGGUUUGGCCUCACAAAGUAUUUGCCUGACAUGGAUCAAGACACGUUUAUGUUGACCUUGAAGGAGCUGUUUGAAGGUGGCAAUUUCCAUUUCGGCAGUCCUAUAACUAAGCUUUAUCAGAUGUUGAAAGGAGGCUUGUGUGAGCCGAGAGUUGCUCUUUAUCGCCAGGGGCUCAAUUUCUUUCAGACACACCAGCACUUCCAUUUUUUGCGAAGGCAUCAGGAUUCUAUGGUUAGUAGUCUUUUACAGAUGAAGGAAGCUUGGCAGAAUUGUAGAGCGUAUGGCAUUGAAGAGAAAUUGCGUGUUUUGAAUAUCUUGAGAAGUCAAAAGAGCUUGAUGGGGGAAAGGAAGGAGGACAGGGGGUCUGACUCUUCUGAAAGGGAUUCCGGUGAGGCUUUGUUGAGAAUGAGAUCGAAGGGAAGGAAUGCUGGAAAGAACCCGGGAUAUGAUCCUAUAUAUGGUGCCAGUCCUGCUGUUGAUGUUUUCACUGGGGGGAAGCUAUCAUCUGGUGAUAUCACCAAAUAUGGGCAGCAGAAUCCAAAAGGAUUGUUGAAGGUUGGUGGAUCGAGAAACGCUUCGUCAAAUGUAGUAUCAUCACGUAUUCAUUCUCGUCUCUAUGGCCACCAGGGCAUGAACACUGGAGCCCUUGAGUCGGACUUAAUUACCUCUAGAGACGGCAAGGCAGCUAUGCUUGAUGUUAGAACAGCUAGUGAUGAGCAAGAAAUGAUGUAUGGCAUGACGUCUCAGAGAUAUUGGAAUGGUAUGGAUGGAAAUGUGAUGGUUCAAGGCAGGUCUGUCAAGUCAGGAAAGAAACGUGAAGUUUUUGCAGAUGAUGAAUGUGAUGGUGACAGCUAUUCAACUCUGCAUCAAUAUUCUAAGACUGAUUUUCCUGCUCAUGGUAGGAAUCUGAACAUCAAUCAGCUAUCUGACAUCAAAGUCUUGACUGCCAAGCCGUCAAAUGUGAGAGAUUUGUAUGAGCCUGCCAGAAGGACCAAGUAUGUAGAUCCUGGAUAUGAUGAUCAAAUGACACGUGCAAAGAGCCGUGCUUCACAGCUGGCUUUGAAAGGGAAUUUGGCUGGCUAUGCAGAUGUUAGGGAACCAUACUUGAUUAAGAAAACACAGGGAGAGGCUUACUUAAAUGAUCCAUCAUUUGAUUAUGAGGAUAGGGAUGUCGAGACCAAAAAAUUGAAGUUGGGGAGUGAAUAUUCUGACUAUAGACUUAAACCUGCGCAAGCUUCUCAGCAGAUGGAGGAUAGAAACUUUCAUUCGGAGAAGCGAGUAAAGCUUUUGACAGAGAAUAUCAGAGGGACUUCAGUGCGGAAUGGGGGGUCCAGUAUGUUUUCCUUAAAAGGUGACAGAAUAUUCCUUGGCGGUGAAGAAACAGAGUCAGAUUCAUCCGAUCAACUUGAGGAAGAAGAGGACAACAGUCCUUUGAUCAUGUCCAAGCGAGCAAUUCAUGGUCGUUUGGAAAAUUCGCGAGCUUCCAUGUCCAGGUCAUUUUUUGAUGAGAAGAAGGUGAAACGAACUAAGAAGGGUGUUAAAGAAAGUACUCUGACUUUUGAAGGGAUGCUGCCCGACUCUGGUACAAUGGCUAAUUUUGAAAAGUAUGUUCCAAGUCCGGAAAUGGAAGGUUAUUCUUCCAAAAGCAGGCAGAAGGCAAAGACGAAUAAUCUGGAUACUUUACAAAACUCUACCACUAGAAUGGCAGAGCAUCAUUAUUAUGGUGGCUAUGGAAACUCAUAUAUUGAAAGUGAUAGAAAAUCAACUUACAGACUUGGAAGGAGUGGACAAGUCCUUGCAGAAGUUGCUGGAAUUUCUCCCAUGUCCAUGAAUAAGGCCUCACCUGUGGAGAGAAGGCAGAAAGGAAAUGUUGGUCAUGAUUUCUCCUUGCACCAAUCAAAUAACUUGAGAGAUUACAGUAUGGAAGAGAAUGGGAGUUUAUUUGAAGGUAAUUCAAUCAGCAGAAGUUCCAGGGACUUGGAUUCCGCAUUAGUCGGUUGCACUUCAUCUGUUAAGAAGAAGAAGAAGAGAAAGCAGAUUUUUUCAGAAAUUGACGGGCUAGAUGGAUCUGAUUGCUUGCUAUCUCAUCAGCAGCUUUCUGAAUCCGUUCCUUUGAAGAAUUGGGCCAAGAAGAGACUGGAGGCAGAGUGUGGUUCCCCAGGUGCGAGCACAUCAGAAGUACCAGUUCUAGAAGUUGGAAUGGCAGAUUCGGAGCUGGAAAUCAAACCGCAGAAGAAGACAUUCAUUCCAAUAACACCUACUAUACAUACUGGAUUCUCAUUCUCCAUCAUUCACCUUCUCUCUGCUGUACGCAUGGCAUUUAUAACUCCCAGUCCUGAUGGUGCUUCUGAGGCUGGGAAGCAUAAUGAGAACACUGGAGACAAAGCUGAGGACCAGAUUGUGAAUCAGGAAUGUGCUAAUGGUUCUCUGGAGGGGUUGGAUAUGAAUAACCGAUGUCCUGAGAAAACAGAUGUUCCUUCUCUUACAGUUCCGGAGAUUGUGAAUCGUGUGAGAUCUGAUCCAGGAGAUCCAUGUAUUCUUGAGACACAGGAGCCACUUCAAGAUCUAGUUAGAGGAGUCUUGAAGAUAUUUUCAUCCAAAACAGCACCUCUAGGAGCCAAGGGCUGGAAACCGCUGAUAUGUUAUGAGAAGUCUACGAAAUGCUGGUCUUGGAUUGGACCAGUUCUACAGAGUGCACCAGAUCAUGAAACCCCUGAGGAGUUGACUUCCCCUGAUUUUUGGAAAGUAUCUCGUAAAAUGCUCGUAAAGUUAGUUGAUUCAUAUGCCAAUUGGCUUAAAAGUGGUCAAGAGACUUUGCAGCAAAUUGGGAGCCUGCCUCCACCACCAACGGAGUUAAUGCAGCUAAACUUUGAUGAAAAAGAAAGGUUCAGGGAUCUGAGAGCUCAGAAGAGUCUAACUACCAUUACUAGAAGCUCUGAUGACGUCAGGGAUUAUUUCCGUAAGGAGGAGCAACUGAGGUAUUCAGUUCCUGACAGAGCGUUCUCUUAUACAGCUGCUGACGGUAAGAAAUCUAUAGUUGCUCCUUUGAGAAGAUGUGGUGGUAAGCCGACUUCAAAAGCCCGAGAUCAUUUCAUGUUGAAACGCGAUCGGCCUCCUCAUGUUACCAUCCUUUGUCUUGUCAGAGAUGCAGCUGCCAGGUUACCAGGCAGCAUUGGUACCAGAGCUGAUGUUUGCACAUUAAUAAGGGACUCUCAGUAUAUUGUGGAGGAUGUCACUGAUUCUCAGGUCAACCAGGUCGUCAGUGGAGCUCUGGAUCGUUUACAUUAUGAGCGUGAUCCGUGUGUACAGUUUGACGGGGAGAGGAAAUUGUGGGUUUACUUGCAUAGAGAUCGGGAGGAAGAGGAUUUUGAGGACGAUGGUACUUCCUCAACAAAGAAAUGGAAGAGGCAGAAGAAAGAUGCUUCUGAGCAGGAUGACCAAGUUACAGUUGCUAGUCAUGGAAAUGCAGAAACCAAUGGUUUUGAUAUGAGCUCUGAUCUUAAUGUUGCACCAACAGGCCUAAAUGGUGAAAAAACACCAGAUGUUUUGUAUGAUGAUACAAGGCAAAUAACAGAAAAUGUGGCCGAGCAGCAUUUUGAGCAAAUUGCAGUGCCUAGAGAACUCCACGAAUGAAGAAUUUGUUGAUGAAAGAUAGGAUAGAUUCAGAGAAGGGUGGUACCUGUAAGAGCAUUCUUGUAAGCAGGCUUUUCUCAGGAGCCCUCGUCUGUUGGUUUUCCUGUCGGAAUCUUGACGAUGUAUGUGAUAUAUAUUAUGAGGUGUGUCAUUUUUUGUGUAUUACUGAUAUUAAAGCCAAAAAGUGGUAGCUAAUCCAAAAGUUUAGGAAAAGAAGGCUAAAAAGAAAAGCAGUUUAGCAGUGAUUUAUUGUCUUGUGAAUACAGCUAGUACAGGUAGACUUUCAAAAUCGUUUACAGCUUCGUAAAUAAUGCAUCUGUUUUUUGUUACUA
Molecule: messenger RNA, 4857 nt
Organism: Beta vulgaris subsp. vulgaris (sugar beet)
Lineage: Eukaryota; Viridiplantae; Streptophyta; Magnoliopsida; Caryophyllales; Amaranthaceae
Exons: 3
Coding region: 563-4525 (1320 amino acids)
Cellular component (GO): Ino80 complex
Source: RefSeq, a predicted model, not a curated record